Symbiodinium sp. CCMP2456 is the source of this 835-nucleotide messenger RNA. The record is from the annotation of a GenBank genome assembly. NCBI's taxonomy places the organism in Eukaryota, Dinophyceae, Suessiales, Symbiodiniaceae.
GCGCUGCCUUCCUUCGCUUGGCCAAGCUGUGGCAUCCGGACAAGCAGCGCGACCCGGACAAGACGGCGGAAAGCACCAGGCGUUUUCAGAAGCUUCAGGUAGCUUACGAGCGCCUUGUGGGCAAGGGUGAGAAAGACGUGGUCAUCAGUACGCCAGCGGGCUGGGCGGCCGCCUGCCGUCCGCGGCCGCCCCGGAAGAGGCGAUUUGUGCCCGAGCAGCUGCAGGAGCUAUCUUCAACCCAGCUGCGUGUGCUGCUGGCUUCCGAGGGUGUUUUCCUGCUACACGCUCGCACCAAAGCUGAGCUGCGAAUUGCUGUGGUGGGCCUGCUGCUGCCACGUGAACUGAGACGGCUGCUGAAGGCUUUGGGCUGCUCUGGAGAAGGCAGUGUAGAGGAGCUGCGGCAGCGCGCGGGUUCCACGCUGAACUCUUUGGAGGAUGCAGAUGACGAGUUGCCGGGGUGCGGCCCGGCACCGCCUCCAGGAGCCAAGCAAUGCCAGCAUGGCUGCGGGCGCCUGGCUCCCAGUGGCUGCAGCAACGUCCGCUGCCGGCUUUGCUGCCUUGGCGACCUCGCGGGCCUGGAAUGCAGCCUGCACGAAGACAACGAUGACUUCUUGCUGACUGAUUCCGACGAUGAAUCAACCACCGGCGGGGCUGAGGCGGACACAUCAGAGUCCGACGAUAGCCCGACCUCGAAGACUCAAGGCUGUGCUUCCAAGUGUGGUGCAGCUGCAGCUGUUGAUUGCGAGAACUACCGUUGUGCCGCGUGUUGCGCCUCGCUUGGUGCCGGGCGACGACGCUGUGACAUGCACGGAGUCGCAGCCUUCGUAAGCUGCAG